AUGAGACUGCUGCAGCAGCUCCGGCAGAAGCAGUUGAUUGCAGCAGCAGCAGCAACAGCAGCAGCAGCAGCAGCAACAGCAGCAGCAGCAGCAGCAGCAGCUGAGACGAUGACAUCUGAUUGCCCCGUGCUCUUCACGGACGUCAUCUGCAGCCGAAGACAGCAGCAGCAGCAGCAGCAGCAGCAGCAAGAGCAGCAGCAGCAGCAACAACCGCUAGAACAGCAGCAGCUGCUGCAGCAAACUCAGCACGAGGAGCAGCAGCAGCAGGAGCAGCAGCAGCUCGAGCAGCAGCAGCAGAGCCACAAGCGCGAAGAACAACAGCAGCAACAGCAGCAAGAGGAGCAGCAGCAGCAACAGCAGCAAGAAGAGCAGCAGCUAACAGCAUCGGGAUGA
This is a messenger RNA of Eimeria mitis, 393 nucleotides long. RefSeq lists its product as uncharacterized. NCBI's taxonomy places the organism in Eukaryota, Apicomplexa, Conoidasida, Eucoccidiorida, Eimeriidae. The record is from RefSeq and is a predicted model, not a curated record. The coding region runs from base 1 to 393 and encodes 130 amino acids. The transcript is spliced from 3 exons.